ACUGUCUAUGGGAGUUGCCUAUGGCAGAUAUAGGGCAGCAUGAUAGUCUGCCAAACCCAUAGAAGAAGUUUCAACAUAAAAACAAACCUGUUCACUACUGGUAAUUUUGGGAAAUGAUGCACUUUGGAAACAGGUCUAAUCAGUCAUUAACUAGUAUCGAUGGCAAAAAACUAAAAGCAGGUUAGUAACUCAGCCAGCAGACAAAAUAAAGUUAGAGGCUUAACGUAGCCUCACUGUAUUCCGGACACGUUCGACGCAUGGGAAGCCUGACGACAGACGUUACUAUGUUGGGCAAGGUGCUCCUGAGCAGAGGCAUCACCGCCCACCGCAUCAGUAAGAAUGUAACUUUCUACAUGAAUGAAUCGGCAUCUCCAGUCUCAAGAUGUCAGACCAAAGCCUGUGAAGACCAUACACCCCUUAUGCUGAUGAUGCCGUGGUUGGGUUCGCGUCCUCAAGCUGUGGCCAAAUAUUGUGAAAUCUACUUCCGCACUGGCUUUGAUGUGCUUGUAGUGGAGAGUGAGGUGCAAGAGUUCCUGUGGCCUCGCUGGGGUUUGGAUAAUGGAAAGAGGUUGCUAGAGUUGCUCCAGAGUGAACGCUUUGUGUCCCGUCCGCUGCUUGUCCAUGCCUUCUCUAUCGGUGGCUACACAUUUGCUCAGAUGCUGGUACAUGUGUCCCAGGACACACGGAAAUAUCAGGCGCUCACACAGAGGAUCAAAGGCCAAGUCUAUGAUAGCCUGGUGGUGGGCUCUGUGGAGACAAUGGCCAUAGGUCUAGCUAAGACUGUAUUUCCACGUUGGGAGACACUGGUAAAACAAGUAAGCCAGUUAUACUUUGGUAUGUUCAGACGGCAGACGGUGGACUACUAUAACAAAGGCAUUGAUGCGUUUUUGAACACUCCCAUCACCGCUCCUGCACUGUUCUUCUUUUGCGAGAAUGAUGCAUUGUGCAACCCACAAGCCAUGGAGGAGGUGCUUGAUCACUGGCAGAAGCGUGGGAUAGACAUCACAGCAAAGAAGUGGGCGGACUCAACACAUGCAGGCCACCUUAAGAGGCACCAACAAGAGUAUCUGACCACCCUACACAUGUUCCUCCACUCACUUCACUUCGCCCCGCUGAAGGCCAGGAUGUAAGAUUAUUUCAUUACAACACAAUGCCAUAUUAACUUGACUUUGCUUGUUUUCUGUUUUUGGUGAAAGACAUUCAUUUAAUGUAUACAUUAAUUACAGCACUUGGUGUAGGUGGAGUAACAAUACAGUCAUGUUCAAUUUAAUUCACAAAAUGGGGUGCUACUGUGACAUACUCAGGAUGAAUUUAAUCAUGUUUAUUGAUGUAGUUUGGAUGAAGAUUUAUGGAUAUUUCUUUCCUUUUGUGCUGUAAAAAGAUUUGAAGCUGCAGGGUUUCAAGUUAGCAUGCAUCUGGGGCUAACAUCUGUGACCUCUGGUGCUUUGCACAACUAACAGCAGCCCUUUAGCACUGGGUCCAAAGCGCUAUAACACCUUGCUGAAUUUUAAUAUGUUCAUGAAGAAGUGCUGCAGUAAAUGCACAUAUUAUUUUUGCAAUUCUACAGUUAAAUGAUAUUAAAUGCAUAAUGUUUUCUCGAUUAAAAUAUCAGAAAAUAGUGGAAAAUGUCUUGUUUCCCUACAUCCCCACA
Perca fluviatilis (European perch) is the source of this 1651-nucleotide messenger RNA. RefSeq lists its product as uncharacterized. The transcript has 4 exons. Lineage: Eukaryota; Metazoa; Chordata; Actinopteri; Perciformes; Percidae. The record is from RefSeq and is a predicted model, not a curated record. Gene Ontology annotation, molecular function: serine hydrolase activity. The coding region runs from base 258 to 1130 and encodes 290 amino acids.